UGGACUUUUGUAAUUCAACUUGUAAUGUUGUUGAGAGGGUUACACUGCAGCAAGCUUAGUAAACACAUGUUACUGGCCUGUAGAACUAGCUUGACAUUUCAUUUUCAGCAGCUUUUUCCGUCUACUUACAUCAAUACACAUUGUUCUGUGUUAACUGAAAUAUGAAGGCAAAUCAAUUGACGUGUAUACAUGGAUGUAUUAUUUUUAUAUCUUUGACAUUCUUCGGAUUUGGGCUCAACUGGUUAGAGAACUCAUAUGAAAGAAAAGAACCAGUGAAAUCUGUUGAUGUUGGCUGUUGGAACAAAGAUUUCCGAAAAAUUGUAGGUAAAGGGUUUUACCGAUGUCGUAAAGGUGUGAUGAAGUGGUCUAGAGCUGAUGUCAUCUAUAAGGAGCUUAUGAAAUUUAAAGAUGUUUAUGACAAUCGUCCUUCAGCAACAAACAAAUUUGGCACAACAAUAAUGAACCAGUUUGGCCUGUGGGUAAUAAUUCGACAACUUGACCCUCUAUAUAUAAUCGAAAGUGGAAUAAACAGUGGUCUAGGGACAUGGAUGUUAAGACAAGCUGCCCCUACUGCAAAGCUUAUAAUGCUUGAACCUAGCAAGAGAAAUCCAAUAUACAAAGAUACAAUGUACAACAGUGUCUAUCUCCAAGGUGAUAACUUCAAAGAUUUCUCUGAAGUAAAGUGGGACAAAUACAUUAAUAACAUGGAUAGGUCACUCGUGUUUUUUGAUGACCAUCAGUCUCAUUAUAAACGUGUGAAACAAUCAAAAGACUUGGGGUUCAAACAUCUAGUAUUUGAUGACAAUGGCCACCCUACUAAAGGAGAUGUAUACUCCAUAAGUCAAGCAUGUGAUGCAGGACGUUGUAUCACAGAUAUGGUAAAUGAAGGGGUUAAAAUAGUUAUGAAGGAUAAUUUUGGAAAAGAGAAUAAAGUCAUAUCUGAUGAGGAAUCAAUCAAAAUGGCUCAGAACAUAUAUGACUCGAUUGAUACAUACUACCAAGUACAUCCACUGUGGAACAUUACUGAGGCGAGAGGUUUAUAUUUAUUACCACAUGACAUAUCAUACAAAAUCAAUCCACUUCCUUUGCUGACAAAGCAGCAAGCAGAAAUAUAUCAGAAGAAUUUUACGCACCAGCCACUACAAAUGGACGAUUUGAAUCAAUAUACAAAUAUGUGCUAUAUUAAAUUGAAGUAGAUCUUGUUAACUGAAAGCACACAUUACACUAUCACUAUAUUAAUAUAAAGAUUCAAAUUGUAGCAAUGCAUCAAUGAUGUUGAUUUGAAAAAAUAAAGAUAAAUAGGGAUCCCUGAAUAAAAUGAUCAAUGAUUUUUCAUAUCUCAUUAUUGAAAAAAAAAUAAAACAACACGAUACAUGGAAACAAUUUGACGUGUCAUCAUAUUAUGCUCUCUAUGAAGUUUU
Molecule: messenger RNA, 1421 nt
Organism: Owenia fusiformis
Lineage: Eukaryota; Metazoa; Annelida; Polychaeta; Sabellida; Oweniidae
Source: the annotation of a GenBank genome assembly